AUGGCUAACCCCUACCCUCAAAUCGUGCUCUUCGGAGACUCCCUUUUCCAGGGCUCUGCCGUGACGUCCGAUGGCUUCUCGUUCCAAGCAGAGCUUCAAUGCCACCGCCUCUCAGACGUGAUGCGCCGCUACGAUGUGGUCAACCGCGGCUUCUCGGGCUGGAAUACAGCGAACGCUCUCAAAUAUCUCUCUGAGAUGUUUUCCCCUCCUUCAGAGUCCGGACCACGACUGAAGUAUCUUUUGGUGCUUCUCGGCGCAAAUGAUGCUGUCCGGCCCAUGGACACCACGACGCAACAUGUCCCGUUGAAGGAUUACAAGGAGAACCUUCUCAAGAUCGUCACGCACCCCAACAUCACGGCUCAUAACCCCAAGAUUCUUCUUGUUACACCGCCGCCCAUUGAUGAGAUUCGCAUAACCGAGCUCGACCUGGCUUGGGGUCACACAAAGGCCACGCGGACCUCCAAGAUCAGCGCCGAGUACACCCAGGCGGCCCGAGACGUGGCGGCCGAGGUUCCCGGUGUGGUUCUGAUUGACUUGUGGCAGGCCUUGAUGGACCACGCCGUGUCCAAGACGCCUGGGUUCAAGACCGGAGGGCCCCUGCUCGGCACGCCGGAGCUCGGCGAGCAGGGCGGGCUGGCGGACCUCCUCCCGGACGGCCUCCACAUGAGCGGCGAGGCGUACAGGGUGUUUUACAAGACGGUGGUGCCUCACAUCGGCCAAGAGUGGGCGGGGUUGCCCGAGGACGAUCGUACGGGCUACAUCUUCCCGGACUGGCGUGAUCUGAACCCUCCGGCGUAG
Molecule: messenger RNA, 798 nt
Organism: Colletotrichum spaethianum
Lineage: Eukaryota; Fungi; Ascomycota; Sordariomycetes; Glomerellales; Glomerellaceae
Product: isoamyl acetate-hydrolyzing esterase 1
Exons: 4
Coding region: 1-798 (265 amino acids)
Source: RefSeq, a predicted model, not a curated record